Messenger RNA from Acanthamoeba castellanii str. Neff, 1125 nucleotides. Its product is annotated as ADPribosylglycohydrolase superfamily protein. Bases 1 to 1125 code for a protein of 374 amino acids. The record is from RefSeq and is a predicted model, not a curated record. The transcript is spliced from 9 exons. Lineage: Eukaryota; Discosea; Longamoebia; Acanthamoebidae.
AUGGCGCCGAGUCCCCUCUCCAACCCAGCGUUCAGCGAGGCCUGCCCGCCUGAUGCACGUUUGGCGCACGUGAGGUGGGGCGACAUGCUUCUUGGUGUUGCCAUUGGUGACAGCGUGGGCGCAGGACUAGAGUUCAAGUCCAGGGAGUGGAUUGAAGAGCACGUGGACUUCACGGACUACGUAAGCACCGGCGACGGCAUGUGGGCCGAGGGCUUCAAGGAGGGCGUCUACACUGACGACACCGAGAUGACCAUCGGCCUGGUGAAGGCCUUGAUCGAUGCCGGCGGUGAUCCAAGCAAGGUCAACGAGGACGUGCUCGUCAAGUACUGGACUGCCGAAUACCACGAUGGCAAGCAACGCCUCGGACACGGACGCCUCGGGCACGGCAGCAUCGCGGGCUACUAUGAAGGGAAGCACUCCAUCAACGAGAUCAGGGAAUGGCAAGCACGGCGUGAAUACCCGGGCAACGCGCCGGUCAUGCGGGCCGUCCCGCUCGGUUUCCUGCCGCCUGAGUUGAUGACCAAGGUCUGCGAGGUCAACGCCGACGCAACGCAUCCACACCCGAAAGGCCGAGCGGCCAGCAUUCUCACGGCCAGGGCAGUCCGCUAUGUGGUGCUGGACCUGUCGGAGCGCCGGAAGGCAUCAUCCAAGCCUGCUCUGCUGGCAUCGGACUCUAUGAUCGAGACCAAGGACUAUCUGGAGAUGGUGGACCAGCUUCCCGACCACAAGCUGCCGGAGGCGAGCAGCCUCGAUGUACUGGAGGCACUGUGCGGGCCACAGCCCCUCAAGAACCCGUUUGAUGGGUCAGACUGCCUGGGUCUCAAUUCGGACGCUAUGCGUACGGCCGGCUGCGUGCUGUAUCUCCUCAAGUGGUACACCGACCCACUGGAAGGCCUUAAGGCCGCAGUCAAGAUGGGUGGUUUCGUCGAUUCGCUCGCCGCCGUGGUGCUGGGCACCCUCGGAGCGCGGUACGGGCUGGAGGGGCUCAACCCAAACUUCGUCCGAAAGGUGGAGUGCCGCGAAGAGCUGCAAACGCUGGGCCAGGCCUACGGCGAGUUCAUCGCACGCCUCUGCGCCAGACCAUGGAGCGUCACCGCUCUGCGCACCGGCAGCAAAAGCCCGUAG